AUGGCUUCUCGAGAUGUCCUCAAGGUCUCGGCCUUGCACUACAAGGAUCCUAGUAAGACGGACGAGGAGUUUGAGAAGCAUUUCCACGAAACCAUAAACCCCGCCUGGACGGAGCUUGUGAAGAAGCAUGGCGUAAUGAGGUACACUGUGACCUUCUGCCCGUCUGACGUUUCGGCGGGUCUCGCGGAGACGGUAGAAAAGGUCCGCCCGGGUUGGACCGUGAUUAGCUCCCACGCGGUCCUGACCUAUUGGGUACGUGAUCUCAAGCAUAUGCUGUCGAUUACAAGCGACCCGGAGUAUCAAACUCUCGGUCGAGCGGUAGAGGCGGAGUGGAUUGAUUCCACCAAGGGUGAGAUUAUGGUCGGGUACGAGAGGGUUUACAUUGAAAACAAAGAGAUCGUCGACGCGCCCCAGAACUGA
Molecule: messenger RNA, 420 nt
Organism: Colletotrichum graminicola M1.001
Lineage: Eukaryota; Fungi; Ascomycota; Sordariomycetes; Glomerellales; Glomerellaceae
Exons: 2
Coding region: 1-420 (139 amino acids)
Molecular function (GO): oxidoreductase activity
Source: RefSeq, a predicted model, not a curated record